Molecule: messenger RNA, 993 nt
Organism: Trichomonas vaginalis G3
Lineage: Eukaryota; Parabasalia; Trichomonadida; Trichomonadidae
Product: protein phosphatase 2A family, catalytic domain family
Exons: 1
Coding region: 1-993 (330 amino acids)
Cellular component (GO): nucleus; cytoplasm
Molecular function (GO): protein serine/threonine phosphatase activity
Source: RefSeq, a predicted model, not a curated record
AUGGAUCUUGAUCAGAUAGAGCAAAAGCUCUUCACAGUGAUCAAUAAACCACUAGGCACCCCUUCUGGGAUCACUGUUGAAGAGAUAAAUUAUUUAUGUCAAACAGUUAAAGAAAUUUAUUUAUCACAGCCAAUUCUACUGGAACUUAAAGCUCCUUUAACCAUUGUAGGUGAUGUUCAUGGACAGUUUCACGACCUUAUUAGAAUAUUUGAAUCAAAAGCAUAUCCUCCUAACGCAAAUUUUCUGUUUUUAGGUGAUUACGUCGAUAGAGGAAAACAAAGCAUCGAAACAGUAUGUUUGUUAUUCAUAUAUAAAAUUAAAUACCCAGAUCACUUCUUCAUGUUAAGAGGAAAUCACGAAUGCACUUAUAUCAACAGAUUAUAUGGCUUCUAUGAUGAAUGUAUAUCUAAUUUCGACAUCGACGUCUACACUACAUUCUCAGAAGUAUUCAACUGUCUACCUAUUGCCGCUAUUAUUGAAGACAAGAUUUUCUGUGUUCAUGGCGGCAUUUCUCCUGAACUAAACUCUCUCGAUCAGAUCAGAGAUGUUCAGAGGCCUUUCGAAAUCCCAGAAGAAGGCCUCAUUGCCGAUCUUUUGUGGUCAGAUCCAUCGGCCGAUGCAACAGACUGGGAAAACAACGAAAGAGGUGUCUCAUGGUGUUUUGGACCUCAGCAAGUUGAAGACUUCCUUACGAAAUUCGGUUUUGACCUUGUUUGUCGCGCACAUCAAGCAAUUAUGGACGGAUUCGAGUUUCCUUUCCCAGAAUCGCAGAGUAUAGUCACUGUUUUCUCAGUCCCGAACUACUGCAACGAGUACGAAAACAAAGGCGCGAUUAUGCACGUUGAAGAGAAUCUUUUCUGCAAUUUUACAGUUUUAGAGCCAAAGAAGUACGAUGACGACUACGAAUUUGAAAUCAGAGCAGGUUCUCCACCUCGUGGAAGUACUUGCGAGCGAAAUUACAACCAAGAAAACGUUGUUGUAUCUGACGUAUGA